UUGUGAUGUUGGAGUCACUAUGGCUAUAAUGAUUCAGUAUCUCUGAUGUAGCUGCUUGCAUCGUACGAUAUGGAUAUUCAAGCGUUCCGAACUCAACAGCUUUGUCGCUCUCAGAGUCGACAUAAAUACUACUACUCCUUCACACACGACCCAUGGUGAUUUGUGGUGAAUUUAGUUCAAACUUAUUUUCAUCUCAUUCAGACACUCAUUGCAAUGUGUCUAUAUCCAACAGCAUAUCAAGAUCGCACUGAAGACAUUCAUCUCUAUGCAUUCAUUGAUGAUGGCAAGAGCUUAAUCAAUUUUGUCAUUCACCAAUAACUUUAUCAUAAUAACUCCCACUAUCUCACAAAGUUCAAAGAUAAGUCGUCUUAUCUUUGAACAUAAAAUCCUCUCAUGUAUCACAAGUCUGAUGAUCACUACAGGUUCUUCAUGAACUAUGUCACGGUGCUCAGUCUUGGCCGUAAAACCCAGGGAGGCAUUCUCCUGGACUUGAUUGGUGGGUUAAUUCCAAGACCAUUGCGAUAAGGAUGAAAACAAAUUUGUUCUUUUUCCUGAACCUAUAUUUUAAGCCAUCAAAUAUUUUAGUGAAAACCUUUAAUAUGCUUUUGAUGAAAAGGCUAUUUCAAAUAAGAGAAUCAAACAGAAUGAUGAUGCGAUGAAAAUAAUGGAAAAUUUCAAUUAAUGAAUUGCUUGAAAUUUUGCAGUUUAAAAUUCUAUAAUUUAGAGUUUAUAAGACGAUUUCCUUGGUAUAUCUAAAUUAUUUCAUUUCUUGCAAUGAGUCUGUCAUAACUCCGCAGAUUUUGAGAGUGAAAUGGCUCAGAUUAUUCCAGAAUUAUUCAGUCUAUAAUAACCCGAUUUGCUUGAACACAAUGUUUUAGUAACACAAUUGCGCUAAUCACCAAUUAAAAUGACUAAGUCUCAAAUAUGAUAGCAAUCUAAGAGCUUUCAAAGUCAAGGUGUUUCAAUGUUCAGGCUCUUAAUCUCUUCUAGGAAUGGAAAAGUGUUAUACCAUUUUCUAUCAAAUUACAGUCAUUUUUACAUAGAUUUGUGUUAGAAUAUGUCUUGUAUGUCUCAAUACUGCCAAUUCCUAUUCUGGGGCUUUGUAUCAAUACUAUCGAUGCAAAAUUCCACACAUUUUUACUAGAAAUUUUGCCACAAGCUUAUUCCCUUGUAUUUGAAUUAAGGAGCACAAGCUUUGAAAUUGAUCUGAAUAAUUCUGGAUAAAGAAAGACAGUUUUCAAACUCUUUACUUACGACAUAUUGU
Messenger RNA from Moneuplotes crassus, 1264 nucleotides. NCBI's taxonomy places the organism in Eukaryota, Ciliophora, Spirotrichea, Euplotida, Euplotidae. The record is from the annotation of a GenBank genome assembly.